Momordica charantia (bitter melon) is the source of this 1641-nucleotide messenger RNA. Its product is annotated as putative protein phosphatase 2C 6. The record is from RefSeq and is a predicted model, not a curated record. Gene Ontology annotation, molecular function: protein serine/threonine phosphatase activity; cation binding. Gene Ontology annotation, biological process: protein dephosphorylation. NCBI's taxonomy places the organism in Eukaryota, Viridiplantae, Streptophyta, Magnoliopsida, Cucurbitales, Cucurbitaceae.
UGCGUGUGCCUUCUACCUAUAUAUCUACUCACACGUGUCGAUAUUCUAGCUGUCCAUUUUUCUUCUUUUUUUUUAUUAUUUUUUUUAUCUCUCCCCUUCCGCUUCCUUUCAUUCUCCUCUUUCGCACUCCCCCAUUUUUUUAGGUGAAGAACAAAAGAAGCCGGAGGGAAGGGGGCCGGCCAUGGACGCCAUCGACGACGAGAAGCAACUCGACCGGGUCGAUUCUCUCCACGACCUGGACUCCGCCUCCACCACUUCCGGUUUGUCAUCCGUACUCAGUAGCGAUGAUUUCAGAAGCUCCUCAAGUUCCGGCGACAUCUGCGUCACCAGCAGUAGUUCCGGGGAGAUUCCUGCUGUUAUUGCGGCGGAGGCGGUGGAGACGAUGAUAGCGAGUGUUGUAGAUGAGCCGCCGACGACGACGAUGACGUUGACGGUGUCGGAAGCGGCGGCCAGACGGAAGUGCGUCGGGAGAAACAAUAGAGCGGGAGUGCAGUGGGGGCUCACUUCGGUUAUCGGACGGCGGAGGGAGAUGGAGGACGCAAUCGCCGUUAAGCCGGGAUUCAUGUCUACCAGAUGCGAUCAAGUCGGAGGUUGUACGGCUCAAGGUUCCAGAACCUCCGGUGAGAUCUCGCCUCUUCAUUUCUUCGGCGUCUACGAUGGUCACGGCGGCUCUCAGGUGGCCAAAUUCUGUGCGGAGCGAAUGCAUGAAGUGAUAGCGGAAGAGUGGGGGAGAGAAGGAAUCAACGGUCAUGAAUGGCAGAAGAGAUGGGAAGUUGCCUUCUCUAAUGGCUUCCAGAGGACUGAUAAUGAGGUGGUCUCAGAGGCGGUUGCAACCGACAUGGUUGGAUCCACGGCGGUUGUAGUCGUUCUAUCUGGCUGCCAGAUUAUUACAUCCAAUUGCGGCGACUCUAGAGCGGUUCUUUGCCAGCGGACUAAAGCCAUCCCAUUGACAGUCGAUCAAAAGCCUGACAGACAGGACGAACUCAUGAGAAUUGAAAGAGAGGGAGGCAAAGUCAUAAACUGGAUGGGUGCUAGAGUGCUGGGAGUUCUUGCCAUGUCAAGAGCCAUAGGGGAUCGGUAUUUACGGCCGUGGAUAAUUCCGGUGCCUGAAAUUAGUUUCACGACGAGGAGUGAUGAGGAUGAAUGUGUGGUUGUGGCGAGUGAUGGGCUUUGGGAUGUAAUGACCAAUGAAGAGGUUGGGCAGGUGGCUUGCCAUCUUCUUAGGCGGCUGCGCAGGUCGUCGCCAACUGAUGACACUCCUCCGGCGCAAAUUGUCGCCAAUAAUCUCACUGAAAUAGCAUAUGGAAGAAACAGUUCCGAUAACAUCUCUGUUAUUGUCAUCGAUCUGAAAGCAAGAAAAGCAAACCCACAGAGGCAAUGACAGAACGAGCGGGACUGUUCUAAAAAUCUUGAUGUCUGGAAGGCAAGGUUCUAAUUGCUCCACCCUGUUCUCUUCCAUAACUAAUAGAUAGCAUUCCCCUUCUUUGUUUCUGUCACUGUUCUCACCACUCUGCAUCCGAAAACAUGUACAGAGCCCACUAUCAAAAAUGAAAAUUUCUGCUUUGCUUUGUCAGAGAAAAAUUGUGCUCUCUGUAAAACUUCGUAUCAAUUUGAAUUGAUUUCUAUUUUCUUUUCUUUCAA